AUGGAGUCUCGAUAUCAGAUUCAAAACCCCGACAGUACACCAGUACUACCCAAAAAAGGGAAAAAAGCAUGCACUCAGUGCCGCCAGCAGAAGUCCAAAUGCGACGUCUGGAGAGAUGAGACUGUGCCAUGUUCCCGGUGCAAAAAACACGGCUACGAAUGUACCAUUGAUGAUGGUUUCACCAGAGAACACAAACGGCGACGAUUGAAUGAGCUCGAAAGAGAGAAAGAGCAACUGCGCCAGCAACUCCAGAUCUCCCGCCAUAGACCAUCAGACCAUCCUGCCAUUGAUGCAGCACCAGCAACCGCCGGAAUUGGAGUGCCGUCAGGUUUCAACUCCAAUGUUGGCUCCGAAGUCUCCCAGAAAUUGGCAUCUCUACCCGAGCACGAAUUAUCACUGACGGAUUCGGCAUCUGGCACAACAACCCAAGGAAGCGAAACCACGAGAUCGCGCUCCCUCAGGGGUGUUACGGUCACUGGCGAAGAGAUCGAUGAUUUGUACCAAAUGUUCUUCCGCCACUACGCCUCGUUCCUUCCAAUUCUCGAUGCGCAAAUAAAGCCUAAUGCAUAUUAUGCACAGUCUCCCUUCUUAUUCUGGGCCGUCAUUGGUGUCUGUAGCCGGUCAUAUCCCCGUAACCCGACACUACAGACAGCCUUGGCCCAGGGAGUGACAGAAAUGGCAUUCUUGUCUGUCUUGUCAACUUGCGCUCCAUGGUUCACAAUUCAGGGUCUGCUACUGCUGUUAACAUGGCCCUUUCCGAAAGAAAAUCGACCCGAUGUGACUUUUCCGUUGAGUGGAAUGCUGCUCCACGUAGCGAUGCAAAACGGCUUUCAUAUCCCGAUGUCAAGUCACGAAUUCUCGAGAGUCAAGAUUCCAGCACCAUCAGAAAUAGAUAUGAUUCGGCGCUCAGAGCUCUGGGCCCAAUGCGUUUUGGUCUAUCAGCGUUCUUGUGUCAUUAAAGGUCAAUCUCCCCGCAACAUUGUCAGUCUAGCGCAGGAUCCCAUGCAGCGCCAAAUGCUCUUCAAUAUGAUAGCCCCAGAUCUAGCUCAAAAGCUCAGGUGCCAAGAACUCGUUGGAAGCUGCAGCGAAGCGGUUCUUGAGAACGGGGUACGUGCUAUGUCUUUGGAUCAGGAGUUGUCCUUGGACAAAGCGUUGCGAUCAUUUGAAGACCAAGUGGACGAGAUUGAGUUGCAGACGAUAGCUGAUGAUGAGAGAUACCACCUUCUCCUCUGCCGAAUGGCUAUACAAAGCUUCCAUUUCUAUAAAACGCGUACAGUUGUGUCCAGUGGGUGUUUAGCGCGUCUCAUAGCCACUGCUUGCGGCUUGGUGGACUACAUCCAAACCUUGGCAGACAGGAUGGGGUUCAUUUCUAUGGCACCUGUUCAAGUGGGGUUCGGUCUGCUUUUAGCUUCGAUGUCACUACUACGCAUCCUCAAAAGUAAAGCUGCUGUUGCCGGGUUAGACGCCAACCGCGCUCGAGUUUCCUUCUUCAUGGCCAUCAAUCUGGCAAAACAGAUGUCUACUGACAGAACAGACACAGCGGCCAAAACUAUCACGGUGUUGAAUCAACUUUGGAACAGCAGCAAAGCAUUCCGCAAACCCGAUGGCUCGGAGUAUACCUCUCUCCGCAUUCGAAGUCGCUUGAUCCUUAGUCCGAUUUUGGACGCUGUCUGGUGGUGGCGGGAUGAAUUCGACCCCCACACCCGUGCAAUAGUACGGGGCACCGAAAGCACAGACGUUGGCGGUGCAAGCAGGGCUACUAAUAUGCCUGGCGGAAAUAUGGGACAUUCUAUUGGAGGAGCUGACCAAACCAGGGAGCCACUGGGGAGCGUAUUUCAUAAUAUGGGACCACCUCCACAGGAAGAGUUUAUGAUGGAUGAAGAUUUCUUUUCUAAAUUUGAAUGGGCGAUCAGUGAGGAAGACUUUCUCUCGUUGGGUGCUUUCCCCACAGACUGGUCAUCCACCAACAACAUACCGUGA
Messenger RNA from Penicillium brevicompactum, 1980 nucleotides. Its product is annotated as putative C6 transcription factor (Leu3). Gene Ontology annotation, molecular function: DNA-binding transcription factor activity, RNA polymerase II-specific; transcription cis-regulatory region binding; zinc ion binding. The coding region runs from base 1 to 1980 and encodes 659 amino acids. The transcript has 7 exons. The record is from RefSeq and is a predicted model, not a curated record. Gene Ontology annotation, biological process: regulation of DNA-templated transcription. NCBI's taxonomy places the organism in Eukaryota, Fungi, Ascomycota, Eurotiomycetes, Eurotiales, Aspergillaceae. Gene Ontology annotation, cellular component: nucleus.